This is a messenger RNA of Sorghum bicolor (sorghum), 3828 nucleotides long. RefSeq names its product filament-like plant protein 1. The transcript is spliced from 5 exons. Lineage: Eukaryota; Viridiplantae; Streptophyta; Magnoliopsida; Poales; Poaceae. Bases 483 to 3602 code for a protein of 1039 amino acids. The record is from RefSeq and is a predicted model, not a curated record.
CCCGCCCGCUAGUAACUAGUCCCUUUCACCUUUUUCCCCUCCCCCGGCUCGUGUUCUUGCUGCGCGCUUGUCCGCCUUUGCUUGUUCCUUGCGCUCUCCUCCUCUCCUCCCCUCUCUCUUCUUCCCCCCGUCCUGUGAGCAGGCAGUGAGCUGGCCGGGCAUCGGGCAAUGCCGCUUUUCCGAUCCCACCUGCGCCGCGCUGUCCUACUGACCUAAAGCGGAGUAAUAGAGAGGUAGAGGAGGAGGAGGAGAGAGAGAGAGAGACCUAGAGCUGAGUUGUGUUCUUCUCUCUCACGGGGAGCGAGCGUGGGUGUGUCCUUGUUGUGCGUUCGCUCUUGUGAUGCGCGGCAUUCUCCGUGCACCCGUUUAAUUCCGCCCAGCUGUCUCUCCAAUGCCAAGUGUUGAUCUCUCAGACCUGCACAUGGUGGUAGCCCCAAAGAGGGAGAAAGCAGAAGAACCACUUUUGAUCUUUUGAGUGGUUCAUGGUUAUGGAUCGAGCUGGUUGGCUCUGGAGGCGCAAGUCAUCGGAUAAGAGCCCCGGGGGUAGUGACAGCUCUCUGUCUGUGUCGUCACAUUCCGAGCAGUGCUCUGAUGAUCAGGGUCAAUCUCAAUCCCCUGAAGCCUCUUCAAGAAGUAAGUAUGAUUACAGCCAAGAAACUGGAGCAGCAAGAUCCUUGGAUGGCAAGCUAGCAGCAGGGGUCAGUUUGAACAAUUUUAAUCCAGAGCAUGGUCAAUCAUUAGAACAACAUGUAUCCUCCAAUGUUAGAGAUGAAGAGAUCAAGGAGACCUUCGAGAGUUUGAACUACAAACUUUCUGCUACACUUUCGACCAUCAGAGCAAAAGAGGACUUGGUGAAGCAGCAUGCCAAAGUCACAGAAGAGGCUGUUGCAGGUUGGGAACAAGCUGAAGCUGAAGUUACUACUCUGAAGGGGCUACUUGAAGCUUCUUGUCAGAAGAAUGUUUCUCUCCAGGAUCAAGUCAGCCACCUAGAUGAGGCCCUCAAGGAAUGUGUCAGGCAACUGCGGCUGGCAAGGGAAGAACAAGAGGACAAAAUCCGUGAAAUAGUUUCGAAAUCUCUGGUGCCACAGUCUGAAAACCCUGAGCUCCAAAACCAUAUCGCAGAGCUAAAAAAACGCCUGGAAGUGACCAGAUUAGAAGCGUCAUCUUCCAUGCUAUUACAGCAUGAUCUACAGGAAAGGCUUCAGGCAGUUGAGAGAGAAAACUUGGACCUUAAAGCCAAGCUUCAGGCAACUGAGAAAGAGAAUACAGAUCUCAAGGCCAAACUUCUUGUACAGUCCAAGGAUCUGAAGAUACUAAUGUUGGAAAGGGAUCUGAGCAACCAAGCAGCGGAGACAGCAAGUAAACAACACUUGGAAAGUGUUAAAAAGAUUGCCAGGGUUGAGGCAGAAUGCCGUAGGCUACAGCAUCUAACGCGGAAAACAACACUUAUCAAUAAUUCUAGGUCUACACAAAACAAUUGCUGCAUGGAAUCACUGACUGACAGCCAGUCCGACCAUGGGGAGCAUAUGGUGGGUGUUGAUAAUGAUCUGCAAAAUUCCGACUCAUGGGCAUCGGCUUUGAUUGCUGAGCUUGAUCAGUUCAAGAAUGGCAAGGAUGGUUCAAGAAAUAUUGUGAACAAUGCUGUUGAGAUUGACAUAAUGGAUGAUUUCCUUGAGAUGGAAAGGUUAGCUGCAUUGCCUGAAUCAGACGGCACAAGCUCUAACUUUGAAACAGAUUCUGACAAGGCUGUCACAAGGAAUUGCAAAACUGAAGAAUUGCAAAACAAGGUUGCAGAUUUGCAGGAAAAGUUUGAAGCAAUUGCAAGCGAGAAAAGGGAGCUUGAGAUGGCACUUAUGGAAGUUAGAAAUCAGCUUGACAUUUCCUGCGAUGCCCUAGUGGCGGCAAAGAACAGGCUGGUCGAAAUGCAGAUGCAGUUGGAAUCAGCAAAUGAUUCCAAACUUUCUGCUUUGGAAGAUGUGGAGCGUUUGGACUCUGAGAAGAAGGCUUUGGAGUUGCAGUUGGAGUCCAAAUCUGUAGAAGUUGAGGAACUACUUAUGGCUGUAGCUUCAUUGGAGGAAAAUGCAGAGCAGAAAGAGUUGGAGUCACAGUUAGAACUGAUGUCAGCACAAGCUACAGAGCUUCACCUGACUGUGGCAUCACUGGAAGAGAGAGUUCAGGCUGAGAGAGAUCUUUCUGUGCAGCAGAAAGAAAAUGCAGAAGCCAUGUUGAAUGCUAAAGAAGAACUAGAAGCACAGCUGUGUUCAGCAAACACCGAAAUGGGGAAACUGCAUGACAUUGUCAAAGCACUAGAGAAUGAAGUAAAAAAGGAGAAGGCACUGCGUGAAGAAUUAACAGCACAGAUUCAGAUAAAGGUUGAAGCAGCUGUUGAUGCAGUUAAAAAAUCAUUGGAGGCACAGCUGUGUUCAGCAAAUACUGAAGCAGGGAAGCUUAGAGAUGUUGUGAAAGCACUCGAGGAUGAGGUAGAAAAAGAGAAGGCAUUGCAUGAAGAGCUUGCAGCAAACAUAGAAGUGAAAACUAAAGCAGCAAGAACUGCUGAGGCUGUUAAAGAAUCCUUGGAGGCACAGCUGUCUUCAGCAAAUGCUGAAAUACAGAAACUGGAAGAGAUCACAAAACAACUACAGAGUGAGUUAGAAAAGGAGAAGGCACUUCAUGAGGAAUUCUCAGCACAGUUAGAGAUGAAAAUUGAAGCAGAGAGAGCUCGUUCUAUGGAGUCUGCUAAAGAAUCGUUAGAGGAACAACUCCAGUUAGUGAACUCGGAAGCUGCAAAACUGCGUGACAUAGUGACUGCACUUGAGCACGAUGUGGAAAAGGAGAAGGUAUUUUCUGCAGAGCUCCAGAUGCAGCUAGAAGCUCUAGAGGCUAUAAAGAAGGUGUUGGAGUCGGAAGCUGAGUCAGCACAUCAGGAUGCCAAAAUUCUCAGCCAGAAGGUGGAGUCAUUGGAAGCAAAACUCAAGGAGCAGAUGUCGUUAACCGACGAAUUCACUGCCAAUGUAGAGACUUUGCAGUCAGAUAGGAUGGCUAUGGAGCAUAAACUUAAAACAGCAGACAGGGAACUCAUAAAAUUGACAAACAAGGUGAGCAUGCUCCAUAGGGAGAUCGAGCAGGAGAGAUUACUGUCAGAAGAGUAUGAACAGAAAUGCCGAAAGCUGGAGGCUCAGUUAUCAAGAGAUAGCCGGGAUGCAAAGCUCUGGCGGCUCGCAAACUCGAAUGGAGAUCUGAAGGUUAAGAAGGAGAAGGAGCUCGCUAACGCAGCUGGGAAGCUCGCAGAGUGCCAGAAGACAAUUGCUUCUCUGGAGCGUCAAAUCAAAUCACUGACAGACCUCGACAGUGUGGUGCUGGAGCCUGAAAGGCUUGAAUCCAGCAGGGACAUGCCAUUGCCGCUGGACUUCAGAAACAAUGAUGCUGAAUUUGCUAUGUUUACGGAUGACUUGUACGACUUUGACCUUCCAAACAACAACGCGAGCUUCUUUUCUCCACUCCCGUCGAUCCAGUCCUCGUCCCCACCCUCGGAGAUGUCAGUAUUCGCAGGAGGGCUCUCGACUCUUAGCAGUUACAGGAGCAAAAGAGCAAGCAGAAGGUGAUGAAAAAAAAGGCUGCUCAGAUGCCAUACUAACAAACAGUUCAUGGAUGCCGCCAUAUGUAGGUAGGUCGAUGUACAUUACAGAAACUGAUUGCUAGAUUUGUGUGAUGAACAUCCAUUCCAGCAAGCGCAGUUUUUUAUAGCCUGCUUGAUGAGGUCUUGUGUCGGUGACGGUUAGUGUGUGCUGCAAAAUGUAAAAUCGGUUAUCUGUGUGUGAUUCCAGUUAC